Triticum dicoccoides is the source of this 1512-nucleotide messenger RNA. RefSeq names its product NADH-ubiquinone oxidoreductase chain 2-like. The record is from RefSeq and is a predicted model, not a curated record. Lineage: Eukaryota; Viridiplantae; Streptophyta; Magnoliopsida; Poales; Poaceae. The coding region runs from base 657 to 1250 and encodes 197 amino acids. The transcript has a single exon.
GGACCCCUCCAAUCAUGUUUGAGCCUAUGUUCACCCGGGGCCAAAAAAGGAGAAUUCCGGAAUGCCUGCCGACGUUCAGAUAAGGUGCAUAUCCCUUACCACUAAAGGAAAGGCUCGACGAAGGGGGGGAUAUUAGCUGGGUAAGGAAAACGCUUUCGGAGAUUGAGAUGUCGAUUUGUUUUUCAUCGAAAAGGAAGAAGGCCGAGGGGAUAGCAGCCUUCCUUCGGGCUUUGCCUGCCGACGUUCUAAUAAAGAAUUCCGGCUCGGCCCGGGAAAGCGCUGGCAACAACAUAAAGAAAGGGGUCCAUGUAGCUGCUGCGCCCGCCCACUGAGCAGCAGGUUCGGCAUCUACUACAAAAGAGAGAAUCCACUUCAGAUAACCACGUCUCUGCUAGGCAGCGUGUGGAAUGGCCGAGAGCGGACCAAAUGGAUAUAUAAUCCAAGCCGAGAGUGGAGUUACAUGAACAGCAGUCUGAUGGAAAACAACUUUCACGUUCGGUUCAGAGAGCACUUUUUUCGUUGAGAAUAAGUCCUUCCCUUUUGUGUGAAUUCCCCAGCGGCGAAUUAACAACUUGUGGGGCCCUAUCUAUUCAAUCUCUCGAGCCCCAAGAAACCCCCCCUCUCCCUCGGACUCAAUCUCUCUUUUGACUCUAUAUAUGUGGGCACCUGAUAUCUAUGAGGGUUCACCCACCCCGGUGACAGCAUUCCUUUCUAUUGCGCCUAAAAUCUCUAUUUCUGCAAAUAUGUCACGUGUUUCUAUUGUUGCUUCCUAUGGGGGUACAUUACAACAAAUCUUCUUUUUCUGCAGCAUUGCUUCUAUGAUCUUAGGAGCACUGGCCACCAUGGCCCAAACGAAAGUCAAAAGACCUCUAGCUCAUAGUUCGAUUGGACAUGUAGGUUAUAUUCGUACUGGUUUCUCAUGUGGAACCAUAGAAGGAAUUCAAUCACUACUAAUUGGUAUAUUUAUUUAUGCAUCAAUGACGAUAGAUGCAUUCGCCAUAGUUCCAGCAUUACGGCAAACCCGUGUCAAAUAUAUAGCGGAUUUGGGCGCUCUAGCCAAAACGAAUCCUAUUUCGGCUAUGACCUUCUCCAUUACAAUGUUCUCAUACGCAGGAAUACCCCCGUUAGCCGGCUUUUGUAGCAAAUUCUAUUUGUUCUUCGCCGCUUUGGGUUGUGGGGCUUACUUCCUAGCCCCAGUGGGAGUAGUGACUAGCGUUAUAGGUCAUUGGGCGGCCGGAAGGUUGCCAUGAGUAAGGUUGGGAGACCGAAGGCAGUUUUCCGUGCACCGGACACGUAGCUUACCGAAUCAGUUGCAACACAGAUGGGAAUGCAUGCUACGAAAGACAGGGUCGAGUCUGAUACAUCAACCGUCGACUCCAUAUCCUUGUACGAGUCCACAAUCACUACACGAGAUGAACCUGGGUUUGGUGAAUGGAAGUUGGCCUUAGGUGUAAUAGGACUCCCAGUUACUGCGCGCGAUCGUAUACUGAGGUGCUCCCCGUCGGUUGUUGG